Molecule: messenger RNA, 1055 nt
Organism: Pleuronectes platessa (European plaice)
Lineage: Eukaryota; Metazoa; Chordata; Actinopteri; Pleuronectiformes; Pleuronectidae
Product: iron-sulfur cluster assembly scaffold protein IscU
Exons: 5
Coding region: 67-564 (165 amino acids)
Biological process (GO): iron-sulfur cluster assembly; intracellular iron ion homeostasis
Cellular component (GO): cytoplasm; mitochondrial matrix
Molecular function (GO): ferrous iron binding; 2 iron, 2 sulfur cluster binding
Source: RefSeq, a predicted model, not a curated record
UCUCGCGGUCUGGGCUCGAACUGCUCUUCUGUUCCGAACUGCGUCACUACUGCUCCACUCUCCAACAUGGCGACUACCGUGAUGAACAAGUGUCUCAGUCCUCUGGCUCUGCUCACCCGCAGGCUCUCUGCCCCGGAGUUCAUCACCCAGUGCUGCUACCACAAGAAGGUGGUGGAUCACUAUGAGAACCCGAGAAACGUCGGCUCGCUGGACAAAAACUCCAGGAAUGUUGGGACUGGUUUGGUGGGAGCUCCGGCCUGCGGAGAUGUUAUGAAGCUCCAGAUUGAGGUGGAUGACCAGGGGAAGAUUGUGGAUGCCAGGUUCAAAACCUUCGGCUGCGGCUCUGCCAUCGCCUCAAGCUCUCUGGCCACCGAGUGGAUUAAGGGCAAAUCUGUGGAUGAAGCUUUGACAAUAAAGAACACUGACAUUGCCAGAGAGCUCAGUCUUCCUCCCGUUAAACUUCACUGCUCCAUGCUGGCAGAGGACGCCAUCAAGGCUGCUCUGGCUGACUAUCGCAUCAAGCAGCAGGACGACCAGCAGGAGGCAGUCAGGGCCAGCAUUUAAACCCACCUCCACUUGCUUCCCGCUACCAGGGAGAGAAGUAGCUGUAGUUCACCUUCCUGCAGUACUGAAACACGCACACACCAAAUACGUUGAUAACAAGUCCACCAUUGUCAACCCUCUGUAGCAGUUGUACACCAGGCUUAGUCUGUGGCCAACCCUGCGCCCUCUUACCCAUUUAGCCUGUCACUUAAACGCACAAUGUGAGCACUGCUGUGAGCGGUUGGUACAAAGUUGAGCCUUAUUUUUGAGAUUGUGAAAUAUUUUAAGAUUGUCGAGCGCGAGGAGAGUGUCCUGAAAGGUGUGAUGGAGAUAUUGAUUAAAGCUAAGAGCUAAUUAUGUAUCCUGUCUGAACCCUAAGCUUUGACCUUUUGAUAUAUGCAACCAAGCGACGUUGCUAGAAACCAUGAAAUGGUCCAUUGGUUUUAUCUGUAAUUUAUUAGUAUCUAGCAAUGCUUCUGUGAAAAUCUGCAAUAAAAAAAUCCUGAAUCAUC